AGAAGUCGAUAAUUGUCUUGCGACAGACGACGAUCAUGGCAACACUAAGCCGGAAGCAAAGUGCCAUCGAACAAUUUACUUCCGCUUCAACGUUCCUGCUAUAUUUAGACCACUAUCUUAUUGUCAUGAGUCACGACCAAGACGAGUCCGGGGAAGUUGCUCUUUGCUCCACGUCUAUGUAUCACCAUAGCAAAGACCGUGACAAUAGCUGCAGCUCAAAACUGACUUUGGCCAACUGCAUCUGGUUGCCGGAGUCCAGUGCAGGAAGCAUGGGUUUCUUGAACGAUGUGACUAAGGCCUUUUGUCUGCCUCGAUCUGUUCCCAGCACCAACUUCUCUGAAUAAAUAUGAGGCAGAGGGUAAUCUGAUCAUUGUCUUGCUUUACGACUCCACAGCUGACUGGAUCAGCUGCUUAUUUUGACAGUACGACUCGUCAAGACGGUAUGACAAGCACCCGCACCAACCGCCCACCCCUCGCACCAUUGGACCCUUUAACACUGAGACCACAAGUCUCAUUGAAGCAUCACUACUCGCCGCCAACCGUACCAUCAUACUCAGUCCCCGAAUGCCUCUCCAGUCCCGACUCACCUAACUCACCUGACUCACCUCUAGCUAUCUAUUCUCGCCGCGUCCCCGCACUCAUGCACCGCACGCCCCUCGCACACCACCGCGCGCUACCGCUCCAACGACCAACACAAUGCCGGAGUGCUGAACAGGACGACAUCGACGAGAUUAUGCGCUUCCUGAAGCAUGUCUCGCGGUGCAUGACUCAUGUGUAUCAGGUGAUCCUGUCGGUUGCAACAUCGAUCUUUCAUGCAACGAUUGCCACCGUCCAAUGGUUUGCUGUCGUCGCUUUUGUGAUUGAGGUGACGAUGAUGAGUUCUUCUUCCGUGCGAGGUGAUCAUGGGGGUGGCUUCAUAGGCCCGAUAGUCGAGCAGCUCACAACAGCGACUGCGACUAGUCACGCGGAGACUACUCCCGCACCACAUCCCCGCCCUAGCGAGGCGGUGGCUCUGAACUUCCUAUCUGAGCAAAUAGACCAGGCACAUAAUGUAUUAACGUUGGUCGAGGGACUAGGUGACGACGCAUUUUUUGCAUAUCAUCAUGCCAAUGUGCAACGUUUUCUGAGCAGGUCCAGAGACGACCCUCCAUCUGGGGGGAGUAAAACAGAAGUCGAUCUAACUGUCGACUUCAGGGGUCUUGACUCCACUCUCAUUCAAACCCUGUCCCCGCACGGUUUCAUUGGGAGAACGAUCUCCCAUGCCCUAGAUGAGGUGACAUAUCACUCUAAGCGCAGUCAAACGGCCUUUCUUAUAAGAAGAAGUGCUGUCCGGGAAUCACGUCUAGAUAGCGCGUACCUAUUGGCGUCUUCUAAUCUGCUUCUUGAAUACUCGUCCAUUUUGUCAAAAAUGGAGAGCAUCAUACUCGACGUGGGAGCUCUCCAUCACCAGCUAUCACCCAAUCUUCCAGAAGUUCUGGCAAGCAUGCAAAGCCGCCAAGCAGCUGCUUCAAGACGCUCGAUAUGGGGCAUUUUUGCCAGUCGAAGACUAAAUUCCAGAGCUCUUGAAGAAGAAAGCCUAGAAGCCUUCGUUGCGGGCUUGGAGACUGUCCUUGUCAACCUGCGACAGCUCAAAGCUUAUCUGGAAUGGAUCACAAACCAACUGAGCCAACGAACUCUCUUAUCAAGCGCCUCGAUAGCGUUAUCAUUCAGUAACCAUUCCUGUUCAUCUGCGCUUAUAGAUCUGUUAGAUCGCGCAAGCAGAGCUUCAAAGAAAUCGAGUCGCUGUUGCCGUUGCCCAGACUCUGGAAAGGACGACUCGCCAACGGCUCCGACAAAGGUGGAAUUUAAUAUCCCUGGCAGUCGCACACUGCCAACAGUGAGCUGAUUCAUUAGGCAGCGUUAAGACGUUUAACUUUACAUUAUAAGUAUGCUAAUUAUGCGACAGUAUGAUAUUAUUCGAUUAUUGAAGGUGGUUUGGCUAUUGUAUG
Molecule: messenger RNA, 1988 nt
Organism: Suillus subalutaceus
Lineage: Eukaryota; Fungi; Basidiomycota; Agaricomycetes; Boletales; Suillaceae
Exons: 5
Coding region: 443-1885 (480 amino acids)
Source: RefSeq, a predicted model, not a curated record